Messenger RNA from Carlito syrichta (Philippine tarsier), 4511 nucleotides. RefSeq names its product fucosyltransferase 10 (gene POFUT3). Gene Ontology annotation, cellular component: Golgi membrane. Gene Ontology annotation, molecular function: alpha-(1->3)-fucosyltransferase activity. The record is from RefSeq and is a predicted model, not a curated record. The transcript is spliced from 4 exons. Lineage: Eukaryota; Metazoa; Chordata; Mammalia; Primates; Tarsiidae. Bases 276 to 1715 code for a protein of 479 amino acids.
CCAGAACUCUUUGAUACCCUCUUGUUUGAAGAAUCUCCAGCUGCUCCGAUGAUAGCCUAAGAAGACUGCAUGCUGUUCCCUCUUGAUGCCAAGCCAGACCCACUCAGAACCUUGGAUCUCAGUCCUUCAUGGAGACCAGGUCCCAGCAGGAAUGGCAGUGCAGAAAAUUGGCACCCAGAUGGUUCCUCCACAUGAAGUUGUCUCAGGCUAUGGGCUGAUGAGAGAACACCUGGUAGUCAGGUUAGCCCUCUGUCAGUCAUCCAGGGUAGGGCAGCAUGGUGCGGAUUCAGAGGAGGAGGCUUUUGGCAUCUUGCCUCUGCAUCACAGCCACCAUCUUUCUGCUUGUCACACUCCAGGUAGUAGUUGAGCUGGGAAAAUUUGAAAGGAAGAAGUUAACAAAUUCCAAUUUGCAAGAUGGACAUGCAAAAAUGGAGGAAGUGCCUAAACAGCUUAUUCCAUUCCUUAAGAAAGAAGCACUGACCUUAAAUAGAGAAAAAAAGUGGGAAGUAGAUAGCUAUCCCAUAAUGCUCUGGUGGUCCCCACUGACUGGGGAAACUGGAAGGUUAGGCCAGUGUGGAGCGGACGCCUGUUUCUUCACCAUCAACCGGACCUACUUCUAUCAUCACAUGACCAAAGCUUUCCUCUUCUAUGGUACUGACUUUAACAUAGAUAGCUUACCUCUGCCUCGGCAAGCCCAUCAUGACUGGGCCCUUUUUCAUGAAGAGUCCCCGAAAAACAAUUACAAGCUCUUUCAUAAGCCAGUCAUCACCUUGUUCAACUACACUGCCACAUUCAGCAGGCAUUCCCACUUGCCACUGACUACCCAGUACUUGGAGGGCAUAGAAGUCCUUAAGUCACUCCAGUACCUAGUUCCUUUACAGUCCAAAAACAACCUUAGAAAAAGACUUGCUCCACUGGUGUAUGUACAGUCAGACUGUGACCCACCGUCGGAUAGGGACAGCUAUGUUCGCGAGCUGAUGACUUACAUUGAGGUCGACUCCUAUGGCGAGUGUUUACGAAACAAAGAUCUCCCUCAGCAGCUGAAAAAUCCAGCCUCUAUGGAUGCCGAUGGCUUUUAUAGGAUCAUUGCACAGUAUAAGUUUAUGCUUGCUUUUGAGAAUGCAGUUUGUGAUGAUUACAUCACUGAGAAGUUCUGGAGACCACUGAAACUGGGAGUGGUCCCUGUAUAUUAUGGAUCUCCCAGCAUCACAGACUGGCUUCCAAGUAACAAAAGCGCUAUUCUUGUAUCGGAAUUUUCUCACCCCAGAGAAUUGGCAAGUUACAUCAGACGACUGGAUUAUGAUGACAGCUUGUAUGAGGCCUACGUGGAAUGGAAGCUGAAGGGUGAGAUCUCUAACCAGCGACUUCUGACAGCUCUUAGGGAACGGAAAUGGGGAGUGCAAGACAUCUACCAGGACAAUUACAUCGAUGCGUUUGAGUGUAUGGUGUGCACCAAGGUGUGGGAUAAUAUCAGGCUCCAGGAAAAGGGCCUUCCACCCAAAAGAUGGAAGGCAGAAGACACCCACCUGAGUUGCCCAGAGCCUACAGUGUUUGCUUUCUCACCACCCCAGGCUCCACGUCGGAGUUCUUUGCGAGAGAUGUGGAUACCAAGCUUUGAACAAUCCAAGAAAGAAGCCCAGGCCCUAAGGUGGCUGGUCAAUAGAAAUCGAAAUUUUUCAGCUCAAGAGUUUUGGGCCCUAGUAUUCAAGGACUAAUUUCAAAAAGUAUCAGAAUGCCAUAGACUAGAGCCUUCUUGAGGUUGAUUUUCUAGGUUGCCUUAAUAUUUGAACGUGCUAGCUAUUCUAUUGACUAUCUAGUAGGGUAAGAAUCAGUUGCUGCAGUUCUCAUAAUGAGCCCUAUCAAAGAUUAGAUAUGAAUUACCCUUAGGCGUUGCCUCUAUAUUUUUUAUACUAAAAAAAAUAUAUUUCUUAUGGAUACUGAUCAUCUUCCAUUUACACGUCUGAACCUACAUACUUGCUGCCUUUUGUGGAAAUGCACCUAAUUUAGAGUAAGCACUUUCCUUCUAGCUGUGGAUUCUUGAUAUUCACCUCACUCUCAACAGCUUAUUGGUAUUUGGCAAGCCCAGUGUCCCAAUGCUGAGCAUGAACAUGAAAUGCAUUAGAACUUGGCAAUGAGAGAUCCCAUCUGUUGGUUUCCAGGGACAUAAGUCAGUAAUAAAAACUCUUUCAAGCUUAUCCACUGUCUACUCAAGUCAAAAGAACAAGUGCACGUCUACCUUCUUUUCCAUACCCUCAGCUACCUCCCUAAUCUUCUUUAGUUACACCUUGCCCUUUGGCCUCUCGUUUCCCCUCCAGAGUGGAAUAUCUUGUAAAGACAUGACUCUUCCUUGUGUGCUUUGAUCAGUGAGAUGUUACUGAUUGUCCCUUAUACUGCUGAGCAGAAUAAUAAGAAUUAUAUAAUUCAGGGUAGACAGCCUGUACAUUUGAUCAGCAUGAGAGUAAAAGUACGUGCCCCCAGAAACUCUAAUUGUGCUGAAGCUGAUUUGUCUCUUCUUGGGAUUAUGCACAGACUGUCAUGGUGGGUAGCCACAGGCAUUCUUCAGCUUGUGAGCAUUUCCUGUCAUUUCUGAUCCUGCCACAGAGAAGAUUCAGCUGUCUUGUCUAGGACAUCUGUUGGGGCUCCACAAAAAACAAGGAGGAACACACUGGUUCACAUUCCCUUUCCAUGUGAGGGCAAGGAAGCUUCUAGAUGACAUCAAUACCUAUUGCCACCUAUGUGUCAUGGCUUCCAUAUUCUUUAUUAUGAACUGAUGCAAGCCUUAGAGAGCACUCAGAGAACAGGAAGAGUCUCUGAUGUAUAUGUCCAUGAUGUGAUAUAAUGAGGAGACAGCAGUUGUCCCUUAGCACCAACUCCCCUUCCAUUGAAGGCCAAGACCUUUGAUGUGCUCAGCAGUGAGCAGUGUCUUCUUUUGUAGCUCUCUAAGGCUGGGCCAGUCAGCAUGUGUGAAAUGAGGACCAAAACCCAUACCUUCUUUUAGAAGCAAGAAGGGUUACAUUGCUGUGUAGAAGAAGGUGUCAAUAACUGGGUUCUCCCUAAUCCCAGCUUUGCCAUUAACUAAAUAUGAUCUUGGAAAAAUCUCCUAGCCUCCAUAGGCCUUAGUUUUUGCAGCCAAAAAGAAGUGAUUGGGCUGGUCUUUGAAGUUGUUAUUUUUUUCUAUGUAACAUUCUUAAUUGUUUAUCAACAUUUAAGAAGUUUAUUUUAGUAAAUGUUUUGGCUAAGAUGGUAAUAAACUAUUUUAGAAGUGCUGUAUACUAUUCAAGGGAAACAUGCUCUUUCUAGGAAAUAGUAUGCUUAAUGGGUAGUAUUAAGGAUGGAGGGGAAUUUAUUUCUCUUCCAUUUUAUUUGAUAAUAACAAAGAAGUAAGUGCCAGAAAGGGGAAUUAUCUUAAAGGUCAGAUUUUGAAUUGUAUAUUAAAUGAAGAGGUUUUGUGUUUUGUUUUGGAACACUCAAAAGAAAGCCUGAGAGAUGAUUUAUGCCUCUGGCAAGAUAUCAUCAUGGUAGUUUCAAUUCUCCUCCAUAAAUGCCUUAAGCAAAAAUACAUAGUGCUUAUCUGAAAUCUCAGUAUGUCAUUCAGUCUUAUUUCCAUCUUAGUUCUUCAUCAAGAGUUCAUAGAUAAAAUCUUCUCUAAAGUUUUCUUAAGUAUGUGUCUAUGAACAAAUUUAGUAAAAUAAAAUUGUUCAUCAUUUAAUGCAGUAUAAAAACGUUGUGAGGGAGGAAGAUCAAGAAGAGGGAAUUCUAUGGGAUUACAAAUAGGGUGUAUUUCAAAGAAAACAAAUGACAGGUUCUUUGGUACUCUUUGAGUUCUCAUAGAUUUGAGACUAUUUUUUUGUUUAGCAUAUGCUUCUUCUGUAAUAGAGUUUCAUUACUAAGAUGAUGCCAUCUUGCCUCUGACAAUUGCUGUUGUGGAGUGAGAACUGUGUCCUCAUUGUUGCAGCACUCUUAUCUGCAAAAUGGGAGGUACACUAUUUGAAUUCUAUGGCAGGCCCCUCAGUGCACAUUGUCUAUGUUGAUCCCAUCAUGCCACACCUUUCUCUUUACCUCACUGUCUCCAUUUGUGAAAUACAAUGAAGAAAGUAACCUACCUCACAGGGUUGUUGUGAGGAAUGACUUAUGGCUGUGAAGAUGUUUGUACAAUGUAACAUUUUAUUUAGUGUUCAGUACAUUUUAUGUGGAUUGUUCUCAAGGACUAGUUUGCAAAGCAAUAUGACAAAAUGGACAGAAACCCUUUCAGAAAUGUUGGAGAAGAUGAUUACUAAUGCUAGUCAAUAGUCUUCACUUCUUCACCUAAAAAUAGAUGCAACUUUGACCUUGAGUCAUGUAGCAAGUAUAAUAUUUCAGAACUUGAAUGGUGGCUAGCUUAUUUGUUGAUGUUAAGGACUAGAUUCUAGUAACUAGAAUAUCAUUUGGGGUCAUUAUUAUUUGUAGUAGCACAUUGAAUGCAUACAGUGUUUUAUGUACUACUCCAAAAUAAAAGACAUUAACAAAAGCAA